CCUGCCCGCUCGCCGCCGCAGCCCCGUCCGCACAGGCACCAUUUUGUGGCGGCUGCCCGCGCCCCCGGGGGGAGCAGGGCUCUUCUCCUGCCGCGUGGAGCGGCUGCCGGCGAGGGGAACCUGUUGGGCACCUGCCCGGCCGCCGGCGCGGACCAUGGUGCAGCCCCGCCGGCUCCCCCGCGCGCCUCUCCCGUGAGCCUGGCUGCGGGGAGGGAUCAUGGAUACUUGUCUGCCUGCUUCUGGUUCCCACGCAAGUAAGCCUGCCGUCAAUGGAGGAGGACAUUGAUACCCGCAAAAUCAACAACAGUUUCCUGCGCGACCACAGCUAUGCGACCGAAGCUGACAUUAUCUCUACGGUAGAAUUCAACCACACAGGAGAAUUACUAGCGACAGGGGACAAGGGGGGUCGGGUUGUAAUAUUUCAACGAGAGCAGGAGAGUAAAAAUCAGGUUCAUCGGAGGGGUGAAUACAAUGUUUACAGCACAUUCCAGAGCCAUGAACCCGAGUUCGAUUACCUGAAGAGUUUAGAAAUUGAAGAAAAAAUCAAUAAAAUUAGAUGGCUCCCUCAGCAGAAUGCAGCCUACUUCCUUCUGUCUACCAACGAUAAGACUGUGAAGAUGUGGAAGGUCAGCGAGCGUGAUAAGAGGCCAGAAGGCUACAAUCUGAAAGAUGAGGAGGGCCGGCUGCGGGAUCCUGCCACCAUCACAACCUUGCGGGUGCCGGUGCUGAGACCCGUGGACCUGAUGGUGGAGGCCAUCCCGCGAAGGGUGUUCGCCAACGCCCACACGUACCACAUCAACUCCAUAUCAGUCAACAGCGACUACGAAACCUACAUGUCAGCUGAUGACCUGAGGAUUAACCUAUGGAACUUUGAAAUAACCAAUCAAAGUUUUAAUAUCGUUGACAUUAAGCCGGCCAACAUGGAGGAGCUCACGGAGGUGAUCACGGCGGCCGAAUUCCACCCCCAUCACUGCAACACGUUCGUGUACAGCAGCAGCAAGGGGACAAUCCGGCUGUGUGACAUGAGGGCGUCCGCCCUUUGCGACAGACACACCAAAUUUUUUGAGGAGCCAGAAGAUCCCAGCAACCGGUCGUUUUUCUCUGAAAUCAUCUCUUCAAUUUCGGAUGUGAAGUUCAGCCACAGUGGGAGGUAUAUCAUGACCAGAGACUAUCUGACCGUUAAAGUCUGGGAUCUCAACAUGGAAAACCGCCCCAUCGAGACUUACCAGGUCCAUGACUACCUCCGCAGCAAGUUGUGCUCCCUCUACGAAAAUGACUGCAUUUUUGAUAAAUUUGAAUGUGUGUGGAAUGGGUCAGACAGUGUCAUCAUGACCGGCUCCUACAACAACUUCUUCAGGAUGUUUGACCGCAACACUAAGCGCGAUGUUACCCUUGAGGCCUCGAGGGAAAACAGCAAACCCCGGGCUAUCCUAAAACCACGAAAAGUGUGCGUGGGGGGCAAGCGGAGAAAAGAUGAGAUCAGUGUCGACAGUCUGGACUUUAGCAAAAAGAUCUUGCACACAGCUUGGCAUCCUUCAGAAAAUAUUAUAGCAGUGGCGGCCACAAAUAACCUAUAUAUAUUCCAGGACAAGGUUAACUAGAAGGACAAGUUAUUACUUAAUAAUCUCACAUACUGAAUACUAGUCAAACACGUUUUUAAAUGUUUCUUUGGGUCUUCAUUUGAUGCAUUGACAUUAAUUUCCCUAUGCAGGAAAUAAUUGGAGUAGAGUUAAAGGGGUCCAACUUUCCCAAAGCCCCAUUUCUAAAAAACUUCUGUCAAACCCAAUAGGUUCCCAGACACUUCUGUUUAGAAUGGAGAGCUGCCAGCUAACAGUGAUUCUUCCAUAGUUGACUUGAAUUUCUGAUGCUUUUAUUGCCCUGUUUUCUCUGGUGGGUCCAGUGUUUUGUUUCUAGGUGUCUACUGAGAUAAAAUGAGGUUGUCUGUAGUAUUUAAAGAGAAAAGAGAUAAGUUUUUUUUUAAUUAAGCAAUUCCAUUUGAUUGGAAAAAAUCAACAAAAAAUAAACACCGUUUACUCUUAGAGAAAUUCUCCUUGUCUUGUGAAAAAUCAGAACUAGUUAGCGUCUCCUGCCCCUACAGCCCUUUCUAUUUCCUUCCAUUUUCAACAAUUUCAUUUGAGCCAGAGAUUUAUUUCACGAGGCUGCAAAAAGAUGCAGGUUGAGAAGGAAGGGACACAGCAACACGGCUCUACUACUUCUUUGUAAGCACCAAGGAAACAGCCUGAGAAUUUGGCUGGAAACACUCUGAACCCUUCGGGGGCCCUAAAGAGAACCCUUCCAGGCAGUGCUUCUCAGAGCUGGCUCGGCAGAACCAAGUGGGGCCACAUUCCCUCUGCUGCUUUGUUACUCUCGCUUUUUGUCAUUCCGAGUGGCUCCAAAUAAUCCUCUGCUUACAUGUUGGUUGGCUUUUUCUCUCCAACCUUUUCCAGCUUAUUUAUUCCACUGACUUUAAAGGCCGAGUCCUGGUUGUUCAUUAUCUGGCGCCCUGGACGAAGUCACGGCCCCACCCCGGCUCCCAGAGAAAGGCUGGUCUGUUCUUUCUGGGUGUUUCUCCUAGGCAGCCCCCUCCCUCUUCCUGGGCUGGCUAACCAGAAGUAACAAUCCAUCAAUCCCCAUUGUUGCCAGAACAAAAAAUGGCCAAUAAAAAGGCUGAUUUGUAAAGUU
Molecule: messenger RNA, 2682 nt
Organism: Manis pentadactyla (Chinese pangolin)
Lineage: Eukaryota; Metazoa; Chordata; Mammalia; Pholidota; Manidae
Gene: PPP2R2B
Product: protein phosphatase 2 regulatory subunit Bbeta
Exons: 10
Coding region: 270-1601 (443 amino acids)
Biological process (GO): peptidyl-serine dephosphorylation
Cellular component (GO): cytosol; protein phosphatase type 2A complex
Molecular function (GO): protein phosphatase regulator activity; protein binding
Source: RefSeq, a predicted model, not a curated record